This is a messenger RNA of Meloidogyne enterolobii, 495 nucleotides long. The record is from the annotation of a GenBank genome assembly. Lineage: Eukaryota; Metazoa; Nematoda; Chromadorea; Rhabditida; Meloidogynidae.
AUGCCAGAAUGUAGAGACGAAAUGGAAACUCGAUACAAUAAACGGUUAAUUGACUUGUUUACAGAAUAUGCAAAUUCUAUUGGUUUUAUGUUAUUUGGACAUUUACAUACUGAUACUUUUAGAAUUUUGAAGGAUUCAAAUGGGAAACCAAUACAACGAAUGUUUUUAAAUCCAGCUAUAACACCUUUGUUUAAUUUAAACAAUCCAGCUUUUCGUGUUUUUGACUAUAACAGGAAUAAUUUUAAUAUUAAAGAUAUUAGAACUUUCUAUGUUAAUUUGGAUGAAUUAAACCAAAAAGGUUCUAAUCAAGUAAAAACAGUUUUGGAAUAUUCAAUGAAAAAAGUUUACGGGCUUAAAACUUUUGAUGCAAAUGAAAUGAAUAAUUUGGCAAAACGAUUUGCAACAGAAGAUAGACUUUUUAAUUUAUAUAUUCGUUUUAAUAGAGUUAUGAAUUGGAAUGAUAAUUUAUAUAUUGAUAGGUUCUUAAUUUUUUAA